AUGGCCUCAUCAUCUUUUUCUCUAAAGUUUACAGUACGAAGGUGCGAACCCCAGCUGGUAGUUCCUGCUAUCCCCACUCUUCAUGAAGUUAAGCCACUUUCCGACAUUGAUGAUCAAGAAGCCCUGCGUUUCCACCUUCCCUUCAUACAAAUUUAUCCAAAGCAAGCAUCAAUGGCAGAGAAAGACCCAGUUCAACUCAUUCGCCAAGCACUCUCCCAGACACUUGUCUUCUAUUACCCAUUUGCGGGUAGGCUUAGGGAGGGCCCUCACCGCAAAUUGAUGGUGGAUUGCACCGGAGAUGGUGCCAUGUUCGUUGAGGCCGAUGCUGACGUCACACUCGACAAGUUCGGCGAUUCUCUCCAACCUCCAUUCCCAUGCUUCCAUGAACUGCUAUACCAUGUUCCUGCCUCACAGCAAAUUACCAACACUCCCCUUCUACUCGUACAGGUGACACGCCUUAGGUGCGGUGGUUUCAUCUUGGCCUUCUGCUUCAACCACUUCAUGUGUGACAGAGCUUCCAUUUGUUUGCGAUCUAAGUCAAUUAUCUAA
Molecule: messenger RNA, 549 nt
Organism: Vigna umbellata (rice bean)
Lineage: Eukaryota; Viridiplantae; Streptophyta; Magnoliopsida; Fabales; Fabaceae
Product: benzyl alcohol O-benzoyltransferase-like
Source: RefSeq, a predicted model, not a curated record